AUGUCACAACGCGACUCGAGCGAACAGACUCAAUUGACGAUCAAUGGUAUAUCCGCGACCCCUGAACAAAAAUUCGACAGCCUGAAAGGCAAGCUCAAGAAUGAGUCAAGCGCCAACACUACGUAUAUUUUAUCGGAUGACGAAAGUGACCUGACUGCCUUGGAGGACAUGAGUACUCCAAGCUCUGGAUCUGAAAUAGGCGAAACUGAGUCCGUACCAGUAUCCGUACCCGUACCCGAAAUCGAAGAUAUUGCAGUCUUCCAAGAUCCUGAGAGUGACCCUGAGAGCGACAACGAGAGCGAUAAACCUCCGAUCUCCGAGGAUGAAAGACCAACAUUGCAAGAAAAGCUGAAAUCAGGACCACGCACAACCUACUCACAGAAUCGCAACUUAUCUGUGCGGAAUGGAAGGAUAAAGACGUCUAGCACGUUUGGCAAUGAUGAUGAGGGGGAACUGUUUCCAGGCUCCCAACGCACCACCAAGCGGGUUAAGACGAACAAAACAUACGGCUCCCAAAAAACCAUCUACAGAGCCCCAAGCUCGAGCGCACUAUCAAGCAAGCUACAGGAAAAGGCCGAGGAAGAAUCCAGCGAAGACUCAGAAAAAAAGCCUUCUGGUCCAACCUUCAAAAUGCCCCCUGUCUUGCCUAUCGAGUCUGGCUCCAGCUUUUCGCUGAUGACCUCUUCCUCUAAGGAUACCCAACCUACCACCGUAUUUGAUGAAUCGUCCCAUUUAUCUGGCCGUACGUCUAUGAGUCCUUUGCCUGAGUUCAAACCCGAGAGGCCAGAAUCACCGCGAGAGGCAAUUUGUCCAUUGUGUAAGGCACCAGUCGACCUAGGUCUGCUGUUGAUCUUCGAGGCACAGCCUAAACAGCGGUUCCGUGAACAGGUAAAAUUCUGCGCUUCUCAUCGACAAGCCACCGCAGAAAAAGAAUGGAAGGCCCAGGGCUAUCCAGAAAUAGAUUGGGAUACGUUUACUGAGCGCGCCCAGACCCAUUUCAAGUACAUACAGGGGCUCGUGAACGCAGACACACCAUCCUACUACCGUAACAUUCUGGACAGCGCUUUCAAGUCCGGAAAGGCUCUUCGUCUCACCCUUGAAGGAGAUGGUGUGGAAAACAUCUCAUGUGGUUACUAUGGGACAAAGGGAACACAAAAAUUGUUGGAACUACUUAUGGAAAGGUUUUCAGUGACUUUGCGCCGACUGGCUAAAAAUGACCGUCUGAUUGCUGAAGCAACGAUCGUCGGUUACGCACAGUCCGUUUUGGUCCCAGAGCUUGGAGUGAGGCUUAUCAAAGAAGAUAUGGGGGUCGACGAUGAGACUGCACGCCAAAUCAUGCGGGAAAGCAUUGAUAUUGGUCAGAGGGUCAACCCCGCACAAAACGAUGUAGUACAUUACGAGCCGAAGGAUGAAGAGGAUGAACAGCUAGACCUAUAG
Penicillium taxi is the source of this 1437-nucleotide messenger RNA. RefSeq names its product RTC4 family protein. The record is from RefSeq and is a predicted model, not a curated record. The transcript is spliced from 2 exons. Bases 1 to 1437 code for a protein of 478 amino acids. Lineage: Eukaryota; Fungi; Ascomycota; Eurotiomycetes; Eurotiales; Aspergillaceae.